This is a messenger RNA of Vollenhovia emeryi, 3624 nucleotides long. RefSeq names its product trimethylguanosine synthase (gene Tgs1). Gene Ontology annotation, biological process: 7-methylguanosine cap hypermethylation; 7-methylguanosine RNA capping. Gene Ontology annotation, cellular component: nucleus. The record is from RefSeq and is a predicted model, not a curated record. NCBI's taxonomy places the organism in Eukaryota, Metazoa, Arthropoda, Insecta, Hymenoptera, Formicidae. Gene Ontology annotation, molecular function: RNA cap trimethylguanosine synthase activity. The transcript has 9 exons. The coding region runs from base 195 to 3251 and encodes 1018 amino acids.
UCCGUAUGAACGCGGCAUUGACUCUGGCAGGUCUGCCAAGGAUCUCCUUGCGAUGCUGCAUAGACAAGCAGACUGGCGUAUUGUUUUUGCUCGACGGCGGCACGGCGGUCGUGAGAUUCGGGCGUGAGGCAUGCCGCACUUGUGACGAUUGACGAUAACGCGGUAGACAAAGAGGAUCGCCCCCUGCCUCCGGGAUGUGCGACAAUUCCUGGGAGCCCAUAGCCCAGAUCUACAUCGUGGAUCAGGAGUCCACCGAUCCCGAUGAUUACAUUUACUGUCUUUGUAGCCGAAUAUUUAUCCGGAAUCCCGAGGUUUAUACUGUCUUAGCCUCGGAAGAUGCCAGCGAAGGGGAGGAUGCCGACGGGGAUUACGUAGGGGAGAUGCUAGAUCUUUGUAAAGGAUCCGGAGUAGAGACACAAUCUAUAGAAAAACAUGAUGAAGAACCAGUGAGCUGUUAUUGCAGCGCAUCUCACACGGAUAACAAUUAUUCCACGGACGAGCAUGAUUCGGUACGCGAUUCGGCUCAUUGGCCCACCGCACACUCCCUGACUCAAAAGCUGGGUCUGCACCAGUCGGAUUCUGGCGCGGACUUGUCCGAGUAUCAUGAUCAGCAUGAGGCAAAAAGUAUACAGAAUCUCGUGGCGUCGUAUGGGAAGACUUUUCAAACUAUAGAAACUGAGGUUGAGAACAACUGCGAAAAUGUGGACAUGCUAACUGAGCACGAACAUGUGUCAGGUGACAAGGAAUCUAUGGUACAACACUUAUCAGACAGUACCACUAUAUUAAAUACGGAAGGACACAACAAAGAUCUCAUUACACAAUAUGAUUAUAAUUCUUACGCUUAUCCCUAUUCUGCAGAUUAUAGCAGUAAUAAGAGUGCGAAGGACAUAGCGUGGGACAAGUUUUGGGCUAAACACGGGGAGCAGUUAAUCUGGGCAUCCUGGAUCGAAAAAUAUGCGGAUUAUAUCAAUCCCGAUUAUUUCCAAAAUAAUGCACGCACAACAGAAGACGAGAAGUUGCAGGAUGCGGAGAUUAAUGAAGUAGCCAUAGAAAGAUAUUUCGAGCACAAUACGUGUUUUCCGUCUCAAGCGCAUAAGAAUUGCGAACUUCUACGUUCUAACUUUGCAGGAAUUUUCAAUAAGAGUUGUUCGAGCGACAGUGAACUAAAGCCGACAGCAGUAUCCUCUUCGAACACUAGCUUCUCAUUUGAACAAGCGAGCAGGCAAGAAGUUAAUGACAAAGAUGCGGACGAAAAUAGAAAGAAAAUUCUCAAUUUCGAGAUAUUGUUGCAAGAAGGCGAUGGUUGGAAUCCCUUGAGCCCACUUAGUAUAGAAGAAAAUUAUAAUCACCAGUCUAAUGCAGAAGACGAGAGGCUAUUGAUGAGAUGUGAUUCCGUUAAUGGCUCAGUAACGAAAACGAAUGCGACCUCAGAUUCCAUGACUAAUGUUACCAAGAUGACGUUAACUAGUUCCAGUUGCGAUUCCAAUUCUGUUCAUUCGUCUAGUCUCGUCACUUCCGUAACAAGCUCCGUAGAAAGUAGUAUGACUAGUACUAGUUCCGAACAGGAGAACGAAUUUUCAGUGGAAGACAACGACAAAUAUUGGCAGCAUCUGUGGAAAGAGAAUUUUGAGACUCAAUAUCAAAGGCAGUAUGAAUUAUUCAUAGCAAAUUAUAAUAAGGAGCACAACGUAGACCAUAAUCAAUUAUAUUUUAACACGUUGAACGAGUCGCAUGGCGACACGAUUGUACUUGAACAAGACGAUGAGGCGAUGCCUCAAGGAGAUAGAGACAGCGAAGAGCUUUGUACCUGUAAAGAUCAAAGGAACGAGAGCAUAGAUACUGUACAAAUUGACUUAACUGCAUCGAGUAAAGUAAAUUCUGAAAAUAGAUACUCACGGAAGGGCAGUGCGCCCAACUCCAAGUCCAAAUUAAGGACGAAGAGGCUGAUCAUGGAUUCAGUGGGCGUGCUUAUGAAGAAUUUAACAAUAAGGGUGGAGGAGAACAAGCCGACUGACGUGGAAGAAGAGAUGCGCGAAGAGUUGCAGCAGACUUACGCUCAAGAUCUAAUGGUUACCGAAACAAUUGAAACAAUGGUUUCCCGUAACAAUUUCGACAAUAGUCAUCAACAAAAGUCUUCUGAUGGAGGAGAUGAAUUUCAUGAAGAGAUUCAAGACAUUUACAGAGAAAGUCACGAGGCUGAUUGUAACGAUAAUGCGGAUGGUUUAGAAACUGUGAAAAAAGCCUUCUCAUUAAUGGGCUAUGCCAAUUUUAUCGAGGAUGAAAGCCAAAGAAAACUGCGAGGCGAAGUUGUUUAUCGAAAACGUAAUAUCAGGCGGCAAAGUUUUCACUUGAUGGCGGAACUCAAACGCCUGAAAACGAAGUAUAAAACUUUCGACGACGCAGAAACGACCGUCAGAUAUACAAAUAAGACGAACAACUAUUUAUCUUGCGAUCCAACGUCUAUAUCAGCGGAUGCCGAUGUACAAUCCAACGACAAAGGUUCCUACGCAAAGGCACAAGCUGCAUUUACGUCGAGUUCUGAUGACGAGGACAGCGUAAAGAAGAUGCAGAGGAGAAAGAGGAAGAAGCAGUUUAAGAGAUUAAAUAAGAACCUACCGAGAGAGAUAGCCAAUGACUAUAAACUGUGGAAGUAUUACAUCAAACGGUUUGGCCUGUUCAGCAGAUACGAAGACGGUAUUAAGUUAGAUCGAGAGAGUUGGUUUUCUGUGACACCGGAAGAAAUAGCAAAGGAUAUAGCAGAAAGGUGUAGGUGCGACACGAUCAUUGACGCAUUUUGUGGGGCGGGCAGUAAUUCCAUUCAGUUUGCAUUUACAUGUGAAAGAGUGAUUGCCAUAGACAUUGAUCCUAACAAGAUCAAGAUUGCUCGACACAAUGCAGGAAUUUACGGCGUGGACGAUAGGAUAGAAUUUAUUACUGGGGAUUUCCUGCAAUUAGCACCGCAGUUGAUUGCGGACGUCGUGUUCUUGAGUCCGCCAUGGGGCGGUCCUGACUACAUAAAGAGAAAAGUGUUUGAUCUCGAAAGUAUUAUAUCUCCCGUUGGUGGCAGAAGUAUAUUUGAAGCAGCAAGAAGAAUCACACAACAUGUGGCCUAUUAUCUCCCUAGAAAUUCGGACCCUCUGCAGAUGAUCAAGUUAGCCGAGAAGAAUGGUAAAGUGGAGAUUCAACAAAACAUGUUCAAUGGAAAGUUUACUGCUUGUACAAGUUACUACGGUGAAUUGGCCAGGACGUAAUUUUAAGCGCAGGAACAAGAGAUAUUUUUUUAGUUGACGGUUUUUCAUUGUUUUUUUUUACAUAUACUCGUCACAACCAAAAUCGUGAUACUUCUUUUCAGUUAAUAGUAUCUUAGCUGUACUGUGACACUGAAGGAUAAUGUACUUUAUCUUUUACUACUUCCAAAUUUUAUUAACUCGCAUUUUUUAUGUACGUUCUUCCAUAUAUACAUAUAUAAUUUUAAUUUUAAUAAAUAUACCUUUAAGAAAGUAUUCUUUAUUGAUAUAUCUAAAAAUUUCUUAUCUAAGAUCUUGGACGAAAUUUCAAAGUAAAAACAAUGUUCUGAAAAUUAUUUAAUUUUUAUUUACAAUAAAUAAUUGUACUUGCAACGUA